This is a messenger RNA of Pogona vitticeps (central bearded dragon), 3224 nucleotides long. It is a transcript of the gene WNT11, whose product is annotated as Wnt family member 11. The record is from RefSeq and is a predicted model, not a curated record. Gene Ontology annotation, cellular component: extracellular region. Gene Ontology annotation, molecular function: frizzled binding; cytokine activity. Gene Ontology annotation, biological process: neuron differentiation; multicellular organism development; canonical Wnt signaling pathway. NCBI's taxonomy places the organism in Eukaryota, Metazoa, Chordata, Lepidosauria, Squamata, Agamidae.
UCUUCCUGGCUUGGGGGGGAAAACUUUGCUUGGAAGCAGAAAAGUGCGGUCCAUCCGCCUCGCCCGAAUCGAAACCCUUGAUGCCUGUUGGAGAGUAGAGCGAGAGGAGGCAGAAGAAAGUCGGCUGAAGAAGUCUCAACUAUAUCUAUAGAUAUAUAUGAACAACAACCCGCACCUCUUGUGAAGGAAAGAGAGACGCGAUUGUCUUGUCCAAAGGUUGGCAUCUGGUGGAGGUUUUCUGCCGUUGGUUGAUUUUUGGGCAGCUUAGCAGAGGCAGAGUGUCGUGAUGAAGCGAAAAGUGGUGAUCAGCUUUUUCCUGGCUGUCGUCUUGCAAACGGGGACCUGCAAUGGGAUCAAGUGGCUGGCCCUCUUCAGAACCCCCUCAGCCCUGGCGCUGAACCAGACCCAGCACUGCAAGCAGCUGGAAGGGCUGGUGGUCUCCCAGGUCCAGCUGUGCCGCAGCAACCUGGAGCUGAUGCAGACCAUCAUCCAGGCGGCGCGGGAGGUGGUCAAGACCUGCCGCAAGGCCUUCUCCGACAUGCGCUGGAACUGCUCCUCCAUCGAGCUGGCCCCCAACUACCUGCUGGACCUGGAGAGAGGGACCAGAGAGUCCGCGUUUGUGUACGCGCUCUCUGCCGCCACCAUCAGCCACACCAUCGCCAGAGCCUGCACCACCGGGGACCUCCCCGGCUGCUCUUGCGGCCCCAUCCCAGGUGAGCGGCCUGGGCCGGGGUAUCGCUGGGGAGGAUGUGCUGACAACCUCAACUAUGGUCUUGUCAUGGGGUCCAAAUUUUCAGAUGCUCCCAUGAAGAUGAAAAAAUCAGGAUCACAAGCCAAUAAGCUGAUGCAUCUGCACAACAGUGAAGUAGGGAGACAGGCCCUGAAAGCGUCUUUGGAAAUGAAAUGCAAAUGCCACGGCGUCUCGGGCUCCUGUUCCAUCAAGACUUGCUGGAAGGGGCUUCAGGACUUGAGGGACGUUGCCUUGGACUUAAAAAACAAAUACCUUUCGGCCACCAAGGUGGUGCACCGGCCCAUGGGGACCCGGAAGCAUUUGGUUCCCAAGGAUCUUGACAUCCGUCCGGUCAAGGAGACGGAGCUGGUCUACCUGCAAAGCUCACCGGAUUUCUGCAUGAAGAACGAGAAAGUGGGCUCCCACGGGACUCAAGACAGGCAAUGCAACAAAACCUCCAACGGCAGUGACAGUUGUGACCUCAUGUGCUGCGGCCGCGGGUACAACCCGUACAUGGACCAGGUGGUGGAGCGGUGCCACUGCAAGUAUCACUGGUGUUGCUACGUCACCUGCAAGAAGUGCGAGCGGACGGUGGAGAGAUACGUGUGCAAGUGAAGGCCGUCCUGCGCAAACUCUCCUCGGGGGGGGCUCCCAGAGGGAGAUGUCCAGCCCCCCCUUCUUUCUUUCCUCAAGUCCUCUUCAGAUGAGGAGGAAAACUUUUCUAGCCAAGACGGUAUCCACCUCCUUUUUUUUUGCAAAAGAGAGAAAGAGAAAUGAACCUCGAAAAAAAGUUAUUUGACAAAAACCACAAUUUUUUGCUUUACAAAUGGACAAAUUCUCCCUCGAACCUUGGAGAGGAACAAGACUUAGCAAACAAGCAAGCAAAUGACAUGGACUGCUGGCUGUUAACUUGUUUUGGGGGAAAAAAAACAGAAAUGGAAGACCAAACAUUAUUCUCUGGGCUGCAGUCUGCUGACAUUUGCUCCUGGUGACGGCCAGCCUUCUGCAUCCUCGGUACUGGGGACUUUUUAUGCCUUGCUGAGGGGGGUGGGUGGAAGAGGAAAACAGGAAAAUGUUUAUUUCUUUGUGUUAUCCAUGUGCAUUUAGUUCAACACACACACACAUGCAGAGGACGUUUGGAGGGCGAGGGUUCCCUGUUUUGCCCCUUAUCAACAAAUACAAGGAAGAGGAGCUCAGAUUAGAGAAUUACGCUGAAUCGUGAUGGGGAAGGAUCGCUCGCUACACAUUGUCUCUUGACAUCGCCAAUCUUGGUAGACGUUGGGGCAGACGGAUCCUUCUUCAAAUCAUUGUACAGUUCUCCUUGAGAAGGCCCAUCCAGUGCUUCAGAGAACAACCGGGCAGAAAGUGGAGAAAUUCUUAGCUCGGGCUCAAGAACCCAGCGUCCCCUAGUCAGUGUGCCCAGCAACCACACUGCUUGUGGAUUCUGGAAGUCAUAAAGAUGUCACUUUUCCAAGCCAUCUGCUGAUUUAAACCUUUGAAUAAGCAGGGGCUGAGAUAUGUAGACGUGCUAGGCGAGAAGAAUGCACGGCAGGCUUCGGCUCAUGUGGCCUUCCAUGAGUUGUGGGACUGCAAAUCCCAUCAGGCUUAGCUAGCCCAUCAAAUGGCAAGAGAGGCUGAGAGCUGGGUCCCAACACCAUCUGGAGAGUCACAAAUUUGCUGUGGUAGAUCAGUGCCCUGAAAUGGUCCAGCAUGAAAUCAAAAGCCCAUGCAUGAACGGCUGCCAGCUUGUUCAUUUUGAUUGGCUGCUACUGGCAGUAAGGAUGGGAUUUUGAAUUUAUUGGACUACAUGCCCCAUGAUUCUCCAUCCGGGGAGUUCUGUCUGACAGACAAAAACCUAAACGUGGCUCACUUGAGAGAAAGGCUUUAACUCGGAAGGCUUUGAAGCUUAGCUAGGCCUAGUUCGGUCUAGCUUCCUGUUUGGAAGGAAAUCUCCCAGCUAGCACUGGGGCAGGAACAGGAAGCUUGGGUUGAGCUAGGCCUAGCUAAGCUUCAAAGCCUUCCAGAUAAGCAGGAUUUGAGCUGUCGUAGGUUUUUCGGGCUGUUCAGCCAGAACACGGCCAAACAGCCCCCCCCCCAAAAAAAACCCACCUACAACCACCAUCGGAUCCUGGCCGUGAAAGCCUUUGAGAAUAGCAUUUGAACGUCUGAAAGAUGUCCGUCCAUCACAAAGGGAAAUUAUGGGAUUUGUAGUCCAUGAAAUCCAAAACUCUCAUGCCUAAGAGGCAGCUUCAUUCUACCCAGCCAUGUGUGCGGUGCAACAAGCAAAAAAAACCCCACCAAAUUCCUGAAAGGUGCAUCUGAAUUCCACUCAACACAGAACAUCCUUGUCUGUUUGAAGCUGACCUCACCAGAAUAUUGGAAUAUAAAAUAUAGGAUACCUGCACAGAACCACUAUCCCUUAUGGAUGUACAUAUUUUGUGUUGUAUGCGGAACAUACAGAAAUAUUUAUAAAUAUAUAUAUAUAUAUCUGAUG